This is a messenger RNA of Archocentrus centrarchus (flier cichlid), 2328 nucleotides long. Its product is annotated as cadherin-1-like. NCBI's taxonomy places the organism in Eukaryota, Metazoa, Chordata, Actinopteri, Cichliformes, Cichlidae. Gene Ontology annotation, cellular component: adherens junction; cytoplasm; catenin complex. Gene Ontology annotation, molecular function: cadherin binding; calcium ion binding; beta-catenin binding. Gene Ontology annotation, biological process: cell-cell adhesion mediated by cadherin; calcium-dependent cell-cell adhesion; cell migration. Bases 1 to 2328 code for a protein of 775 amino acids. The record is from RefSeq and is a predicted model, not a curated record. The transcript is spliced from 19 exons.
AUGAUAAUACGUUUAUACCCAACGUUCACACUGAUGGUCAGUAACACCUUUAUCAGCUUUGUCAGCUCGGGGGUGACAGAGUUUCUGAUCCAAAGGAAUGUCUCAGCACUAGCUAAGAAGCCAGCAUGUGUGCCUGGGUUUGAGUCAGAUCUGCUGAUUUUCAGAGUGUCCAGGCAACACCUGAGGCCGGGCAUGAGGCUGGGCAGAGUGCGCUUCACCGACUGCACAGACCACUCAGUAUUUCCUUUCAGCAGUGAUGACAGUCACUUUGGCUUAAAGGCAGACGGUGUGUUAAUGGUAAAGCGACAGGUUGUUCUUCAUAAAGGACACCGGACCUUCUUCAUCCACUCCUGGGACUCUGAAGGUCACAAAGUAACAGUUCCAGUCAGUGUGAGUAUGAAUACUGCAACUGAUCCACAAGUGCCUGUUCUGCACUUCCCCAAGUCUGCUGAAGGGCUGAGGAGGAGGAAGAGAGACUGGGUUAUUCCUCCACUCAGUGUUUCUGAGAAUCACAGAGGACCCUAUCCCCUAAAAGUAGCUCAGAUCCGUUCCAAUGAAGAUAAAACCAAGAAGAUCUAUUACAGCAUCACUGGACCAGGAGCUAAUCUGCCUCCUGUUAAUCGUUUCACCAUGGACAGAAACACUGGCAAUCUGUAUGUCACACAGCCACUCGACAGAGAGGAAACAGCCAAGUACACAUUUGAAGCACAUGCUGUGGGAGACGGAGAAGGAGUCGCUGAGGAGCCCAUGGAGAUUAUAGUCAAUGUGAUUGACCAAAACGACAACAAACCUCAGUUUAAGACUCAGUACAAAGGAGAGGUUCCUGAGGCCUCUGCCGUCGGGUUUGAGCUGCUCACGGUUGAGGCCAUAGAUUUGGAUGAGCCAAAUACUGACAACUCAGAUAUCCGCUACCGUAUUCUGAACCAGGAUCCACAACUGCCCAGUGCCCACAUGUUUGAAAUCAACUCAAUCAGUGGAACCAUCAGAGUUGCUGCUGCUGGACUCGACAGAGAGAAAUACCCACAAUACACUCUGACAGUAGAAGCAGCAGAUAUGAAGGGAGAAGGCUUAAGUGGACAAACAAAAGUAAUCCUCACGGUGACGGACAGCAAUGACAACGCUCCGGUCUUCACUCAGCUGUCUUAUAAUGCACUGGUGGAAGAAAACAAAAAGGAUGUUGAGGUUGUUAAGAUGUCAGUAACAGAUGGUGAUGAACCCCAGUCUGCAGCCUGGAAUGCUGUGUUCAAGAUCAUCAGUGGUGAUCCUGAAGGACUUUUCACAGUCAAAACAGGACCUAACAAACAGGAAGGAAUCAUUUCUACUGCCAAGGAGCUGGACUUUGAGAGGAGCAGCAAGCACAGUCUGUUGGUUACAGUGGAGAAUGAGGUUCCUUUUGCUGUUCCAGUCACCACUUCCACGGCCACAGUGGUGGUGAGCGUGAAGGACGUGAAUGAAGCUCCAGUCUUUGAUCCAAAGGAGAAGCUUGUGGUGAAACCAGAGGACCUUGCUGAGAACCAAGAUGUGGUGCAGUACACCGCUUCAGACCCUGAUACUGCACGCAAGCAGACAGUCUCGUACAAGAUGAUCAGUGACCCUGCAGGCUGGCUGAAUGUGGACAAGGACACAGGCCUAAUUAAAGUGAGAAGAUCCAUGGACAGAGAGUCCCCCUUUGUCAUAGACAACAGAUACAUCGCAAGAAUUGGUGCAUAUGAUAAUGAUGCAGUCCCAGCUACAGGAACUGGUACUCUGAUCAUUGAGCUGGAAGAUGUCAAUGACAAUGCUCCCACCAUUGAUCAGCGUGAAAUCCAGGUGUGUAACAAGGACACAGUUCCUCAGCUGCUCUCAGUAACAGAUAAAGAUGGACCAGAAUUUGCGGCUCCAUACUCAGUGUCUCUGCAGGGCUCGUCGAAGGCCAACUGGAUCGCUAGGAUGAAUGGAACCAGAACAGGCAUCAUCCUGACUUUAUCCACUGAGCUGCCCAGUGGAAAUUACAGUGUGUUACUGAGAGUGCGAGAUAAACAUGGCCUGGAGCAGGACAACACCGUCAAAGCCGAAGUGUGUGACUGUAAGGGAGCAGAAGUGACGUGCACUGAUCGUGCUAUAGGGGGCACCAACGUGCCCCUUAUCCGGGGAAUACUUGGAGGCAUCCUGCUGCUUGUGCUGGUGCUGAUAGUGCUGCUGUUUGAAAGGAAGAGGAAAGGAGAGCAGGAACCAACAUCUACAGACAGCACCUAUUACUACGAUCGAGAGAGAGGAGGAGAGGAUGAAGAGAACCUGGAGGCAGCAGAAAACGACCCAGCAGCUCCCCAACAAGCCUCUGCUCUGUGA